Molecule: messenger RNA, 840 nt
Organism: Exophiala oligosperma
Lineage: Eukaryota; Fungi; Ascomycota; Eurotiomycetes; Chaetothyriales; Herpotrichiellaceae
Exons: 1
Coding region: 1-840 (279 amino acids)
Molecular function (GO): DNA binding
Source: RefSeq, a predicted model, not a curated record
AUGCAACCUGACCAUGAUCUCCAGGCUUCAUAUUUUGGGUUCGUCGAGACCCGCGACGACGCCACGAUGCUGAUCCAGGCUUGCCGUCGAGGCAGUCUGCGCUGCAUUGCGAGACGAAUUAUCUUUUCAGCGCGCCCUACAGUCGAACUAAGCGGACAAGUCUUCAUUUACGAAGAGAAAGCAUCGGGCAUUCGGCGUUGGACCGAUGGGCGGCGCUGGACCCCGAGUCGUGUCUCGGGUGAAUUCCUCAUCUACGGAGAACGGCCACAAUCACCAAAUCAAGCACACACCGCGGAGACUGCGGUUCAACCAGUGCCAGUAGGAGACGGCAGCCAAAAUUUGCGACAUCGACUUUACGGGCCUUUAGCGAGAUCUUUUCACUUCAGACCUGAAAGCCUAGUCAAAAAGACCAUCAGUGUCAAAGACUCUGGUGACUCCGACUCAAUUUGGCAUUUGGUGUCUUACUACCGGCCCGUUGAUGUUCUCGGAGGCCAGUUGACAACCCCAUCGACGAUUCAAGGCUUCAUACCGCAACCGUGGCACCUGGCAACAAACUGGACACCCCAUGGAAACUCAGCUGAUGGCCACCCAGAAAGCGAAAGUAGCAUGUUCCAAAGCACCGGCCCAUCGGAUUAUUGGCAGUCCACUCGGCACGAUGUUCGAGCAUUUUGGGCCAUGUCGACAAAUUCGGGUCAUGACCACGCCAAUGCCUCUCAGGAGCCACUUCCGAACCCCGGGAGUGCUGAUAGUGGCACCAUGCCCUGGUCAACUGAUGUCCAGUUCGAUCCAAAUCCGUCUGAGUAUGGCAUGGGCAUUCCCGGCAACGUCCUGAUGUGGUAG